UCCUUCGCUCCCCCUCCCCCCACGCGCAUGCGCAGUUCGCAUAACGGCGGGCGAGCACUUGAGGAGGCAACCAUGGCGAGCAUAGAGGACAUGUACAAGAACUACGGCAUCUUGGCCGACGCGAAGGACAAGGUGGUCGAGCACAAGGAUGCUUACCAGGCUAUCCUAGAUGGCGUGAAAGGUGGCCCCAAGGAGAAGCGGCUGGCAGCGCAGUUCAUUCCCAAGUUCUUCAAGCACUUCGCGGACCUGGCCGAGAAUGCCAUCAACGCACAACUCGACCUGUGCGAAGACGAGGACGUCUCGAUUCGCCGCCAGGCCAUCAAAGAGCUGCCACAGUUUGCGACGGGAGAGAACCUGCCUAGGAUAGCAGAUGUACUCACGCAGCUGCUGCAGUCCGACGACCAGACCGAAUUCACGCUGGUGAACAAUGCUCUGCUGAGCAUAUUCAAGGUUGACGCCAAAGGGACGCUGGGAGGGCUCUUCACACAGAUUCUGCAGGGAGAGGAUGUGGUGCGGGAGAGGGCUAUCAAGUUCCUCUCAACGCGCCUCAAGACCCAACCCGAGGAGGUGCUCACCAAGGAGGUGGAGGAGUACAUCAUGGUGGAGUGCAAGAAGGUGCUUGAAGAUGUGACGGGCGAGGAGUUCAUGUCCUUCAUGCGUCUCCUCUCCGGCCUCAAGUCGCUGCAGUCCGUGAGCGGGCGGCAGCAGCUGGUGGCCCUGGUGGUUGACCAGGCCGACCUGGAGCAGGAGUUCAACCCGGCGGAUCCGGACGCCGUUGAUCGGCUUCUGCAGUGCACCAGACAGGCGCUGCCGCUGUUUUCCAAAAACGUGCACUCCACACCGUUCGUCACGUACUUCUGCCAGCGCGUCCUCCCAAACCUGAGCCUCCUGCCAGGAGAGGAAAGUAGCAACACGCAACUCGAGGUUUUGAAACUGCUGGCUGAGAUGUCUCUGUUCUACGGCGUCGACAACGAAAAGCUGGAGAGCAACGUGAAGGAGAUAUUCACCAAGCUCCUCGAGUACAUGCCGCCGCCGCCGGAGGAGACGGAGAACGGCGACGGCCCGGCGGUGACUGCAACGCCAGCGGCUGCGGCGGAGGCGGCGGCGCCGGCGGCGGGCGCAGCGGCGGCGGCAACGGUGGCAGUGGCGGCAGCCGGGGCCUCCGAGGAGCCGAAGCUGCAGUUCAGCAUGGUGGAGUGCCUGAUGCACACGUUCCACCAGCUGGCGCGCCGCACGCCGGCGUUCCUCACCGACGCCGGCAGCGCCGAGCGGCUCAAGGACUUCAAGCUGCGGUUGCAGUAUUUUGCCCGAGGUUCCCAGGUCUACAUUAAGCAGCUGAGGUCUGCGCUGCAGGGCAAGACGGGCGAUACUCUCAAGACACAGGAGAACAAAAUAAAGGUGGUGGCGCUAAAGAUAACGAACAACAUCAACAUCCUCAUCAAGGACCUCUUCCACAACCCCCCGUCCUACAAGAGCGCCAUCACGCUGUCGUGGAAGCCGGUGCAGAAGGCCGUUGCCGCCGCCGCCGCCACCGCUGCCUCCGUGGCGCCGGCGGCCGAAGUUGGGCAAAAGCGCCGGUCUCUGGGCGAAGAGGACACUGCGGCCAAGAGACUGGUGGGCCCCAGGAGGGACGAGCGACAAACGUACCGCCCUCCCAGCGGCAAGUACAGCGGAAACAUGACGAGCUACAGCUCCUACGCAGACCGUGGUCGAGGAGGGUUCCGGGGAAGGGCCAGAGGUCGAGGUCGUGUGACCUAUUGACCUCUUCACCCCCCACAACCACCCAGUCAAGGCGAGCACGGGCAGCCCGCAACGACCCCGCGAUGACCCCCCCCCCCCCGCGUUUUUAUACGCCAACUGACGGACGAAGGACGGUCCCGUUCCUCGCCCCGCUCCACCGAUCGCCCAUCAUCACGACCGCCAACUGCAGCGCUAUCCUGCACGGCGCGUGAUCACACACCCGACCUCUUCACUCUCAACCUUCCAACCAGACCCCGGGGCAAUUGUAAUUAGAUCUACAGCAUUGUCGUAAGCUGAAACAGCAAUUACACUGAUUGCAGUUCAUUAUGAAUGACCCAAAGUCUUGCUCCUAACCCCGAAACCCCCCCCCCCCCCCAACCUUAAUCCAAACCCCGACCUGAACCCAAACCCACGACCCUAUCUACGACUCUAACCAUAGUGCCCCCAAAACCCUAACCUCUGGAUCACACAGUCGCUCGUAAUUUCAUUGUUUUAUACGUGAGUGUGUUCAACUGCAGAAUGGCCUUUUCCACGCUCCUGAGUCAGUGUUUUACAUGAACGAGGCAGAAGCUCUCACUCCGCUGGGCAUCGCCAUCGCCCCAUCACGUGGCCGCAUCGCCGUUAGCCCCAUCACCGUGAGCGUCAACACCUUGGGCACCAGCACGGGUAAAUGGCCCAUCAAUCGGUAGCACAGCCCCCGCCCGGCCGCCCCCCCCCUGUAGUGACAAUUAUUAUUUCUGCUUGUAGGUUUGACGAGCGUAACUAAAUUGUGCGUUUGACGGUCAAGCGUGUGUGUGUGUCCACCCCGAUGGAGACGCAAGUCUUCGGCCCGGGUGGUCGUUCUCACCCACGCCAGAGGGUGGGAUGUGGGGGGUGCGCCGCUGCCACCGCCGCCGCGUUUGCUCCCCUACGUAGCAGCAGACGAAGCGGCGGUGACGGUGGAUUUGGUAGGAACGGCUUCUAGUUGAGGUACGGUGCCAACCCAGGACUUGUACGAUUCGUCUAUUAAAAGGAACGUUCUAGUACGCUCGCGAUACCCGUGUCCGGUCGCACGCGCGAGAAAGAGGCGGUUGUUUACGAUUUGCUAAUUUGUUGUGGGGCUGAGUGGACGGGAAAGAGAAUGUGGCGGGUUGGCACGUCGCGUUCUGAACCCAGCGAGCUGAAAAGUGUUUAACGUUCACGGCUAACAUCGGUGGCGAUUGAUAUGUGAACCGAUCCUGGCUCGCCAACGUGCGGUUGAAUAGCUCCGUGACGAUAAUUGACGCGGAUGAAACGGAACAUCUGAGAUGGCCAGGAGAAACCCGGACGGUACAAAUGAGUAUUUUUAAAGAGAUCAAUCUAUUCUGGAAUUAAAGCGCAGUCCCCGCACCGUGACCGUUCUCAUCGAAUCGCCGGCGGGGCGAAUCGUUAACCGCGUCUCGUGCACGACACCUUGUCGAGGUGAGGCUGGCGUCGCCGUGCCACUCCGUUAGCUUAUAAAGGUCAUCGAGAGGCUGUUGAUGGGCAACCACUGCAGAGUGACAACCACAUCGCGUGCGACGACCGCUCCCGAGCCAGGUGGAGGGGGUUGGGAUACGUAGAGAUGCGUGCACCACCACAAUCACGCGCGUUGCGUUUAGUUGGAGCUACAGAUGAGCACGAUCGCUCUUCACAAGCCCCCUUGACGGUCGCCGCCAUCGCCAACGUCGGUAUCCAUUUGCCGCGAGUAACACUGCUUCGUGAAUCAUGCUGUGAAGGCCAAUGCCUCGGCUAGUUUAUUCGGUACAGGAGGAAAUUAAAUCGGGAGGAUACGCGAUCAAAAGGCGCAACGCCAUUGUAAGAUGAGCUACAAUGGGGGAUUUUAUGAGUAGAGGGGUCACCUCAUUGGCGUGGCGUGGUGGACAUGGUCCUGAGCGCAAGGAAAUGCAUAGCGCCCCCUGGCCCUGUCGCUCAUCCCUUGAUUCAGCCUGGGAUCUGUGGGCCUCUGUUGCAGUCGCACCGCCUACGUCCUCGAUGGCCAAGCUACGGAAGUAGCCACAACGAAAAAUCUUGCUAGGAAAAGUAAACGCGUGGAGGUGUACUCGUCGGCAGCGGGGAAGAGGGUUUCUGCCGUUCAAUCUCUGCAAAAGCACACGCCCGGUUUUAUUUUGGUUAGCGACCGAUUUUUUUGCUUGUUCUCAGAGGCUGUGCGCGCGGUUACUCGGCAGUGGUGCAGCAGUAGUAAGUGGUGGGGGGGGGGGGACACUUUCGAGUGUGGAUUUUACUUGCGAUGUCGUGUGUAGUUUGUUCAUUGAAGCUACCAAAAUCCCAUGGUUUGGCCCGGGAUGCUGCGGGGUGAAAUUUUAUUUUUUCCCCCUCCAGAAAGUCAAGUCGCCCAGAAUUUAUCCCUUUUAUUUUACGUUUCUGGCUGGUCUCACCUGUUGACAAAGAGGGCGGCGCUUACCUGUGGGAGUGGCUAACUGAGUAGGUGGGCGGGGCCACGGAGGAGCUUGCAGUAGAGUUGGCGUGGCUAGGGGAGCUACCGGCAUCGCUCGCAACGUCCUGGGCCCGAGCAUCUUGAGAAAUUUGGUAGCCGUUAAAAAAAGUUUUGAGCCGAGGCGUAUAUAUUACCUUACGUGUUUGCAUGAUCGUUUUAUAGAAGAGUUUGCAUUUUGGUAACUGCAUUCCAGAUUCUUUUUUUUUCCCCCUUCCCGCAGUUUAAGCAGGUGUAACAUUUUGACAAAUAAACAGUUUCCUUGGAACGUUGUCGA
Molecule: messenger RNA, 4469 nt
Organism: Petromyzon marinus (sea lamprey)
Lineage: Eukaryota; Metazoa; Chordata; Hyperoartia; Petromyzontiformes; Petromyzontidae
Gene: API5
Product: apoptosis inhibitor 5
Biological process (GO): negative regulation of apoptotic process
Cellular component (GO): nucleus
Molecular function (GO): RNA binding
Source: RefSeq, a predicted model, not a curated record